Molecule: messenger RNA, 732 nt
Organism: Cadophora gregata
Lineage: Eukaryota; Fungi; Ascomycota; Leotiomycetes; Helotiales; Ploettnerulaceae
Exons: 3
Coding region: 1-732 (243 amino acids)
Molecular function (GO): chitin binding
Source: RefSeq, a predicted model, not a curated record
AUGACAUUUCUUCAUUCUUCCUCCCCUCUUGCUCUCACGGGAGUCUUCCUCAUAGCUCUCCUUCACACCGUCUCCGCAGACGAUUGCGUUGCGUGGACUUGGUCAUGGAACUCCGCGAGGGUGGGUGGCGCCGCUGCCAUGGCCGCAACGCCCCCUCUUCGCGCAGCCGUGAAUGCCUACCAGCGCGCAGCAAACACUGAGCCUGGCGAUGUCAACUGCCGCAGCUGGACGCAAACAUACGACAACGUCGGCUACUGGACUUGCAGCCAGCUGGCGGACGACCACGGCAUUACACUGGAAAAGUUCUGGAUGAUGAAUCCAACGCUGGCUCCUGACUGCAAGGCAAUCAAGCCUAAUACAGAGUAUUGUGUUGAUGGGUUCAUAGAGCCUCUCCGCUCCACAGAUGGAUUUUGCGGCCCCAGCCAUAAGAACGCAACUUGUAUCGGAUCGAAUUUUGGCCAGUGCUGCAAUGCCGGGACUUGGAAGUGCGGGAAGACCGAUAAUGACUGCUCCAAUGGCAUCUGUUGGGAGGGCCAGUGCGCCGGACACACCAUCUACACGACUGAUGGCAACUGUGGCUACCAGCACGGCAACUUGCUGUGUGCGGGCAAGUGGGGAGACUGCUGUAGCCUGGAUGUGGGUAAAUGUGGCACCGGUGAGAAGUUCUGCGGCUCGGCGAAUUGCCAAUCUGGGAAUUGUACGCAGACAUCGACAAGUAAGGGGAAGGAAUAA